UAAUGCUCCAGGGGCGGGGCUUUAAUAUUGAUGAAAGCUUGUGAGCUUCCGAUGAAGUGGAGUCGGAUAUCUGAUGGGAGGAUAUAAUAGUAAACUGACAGUACCAAAAGAUGAGCCAAAUCUCGCGAGUAGGGUUGAUACUUCUGACCUGAGCAAAAACCCUAAACUGGCUGACCUCAACAAAGUUGACGAAAAACUAGCUGAUAUUCGUUCUUACACAAAGAUGGAUGCGCAAAAUUCCAAUGAUUCCCUCAUGCUGGGUCGAGGAGGUAUUAUGGUCGUAUUAUACGACUUCGCCGAAUCAAUGAGUUCUCAAAUCAGCAUUAAGCGAGGUGAAUUGGUACGCCUUUUAAGCUAUAGUCCAGCUGGAGACUGGUCUGAGGUGGAAGCUUCUAUUGUCUUACCACCUCUCCCCAAACCUGAACCGGGUAGUUCUACUUCCGGGUCAGAAAGUCAUCCUUCUCAAUGCACAGGUGGAGCUACUGUAAAGCAUAAUCAUGGGCCCACCAGGGAAACUGGGAACAGUGUAAAUACUUCUUGUAUGUAUUUGUUCAAUAAUUACAGACGUGGAUGGUACCAACGAGUUACUUAGCUAUUACAAAUGUCUUCCAAAGUUCUGCUCCUUCAAACAGUCUUAUUCACAACAGUUAAUUAGUUGUGGAGGUUCAGAAAAGCCAAAUUGCUCAGUUAAUGCCCCUUGUUUAUCUAAUUCACAACCAAUUAUUGCAAAUGACCAUAUGCAAUCACGGGUACAAAACGUAUCAAACAAGGGACCUG
This is a messenger RNA of Schistosoma mattheei, 777 nucleotides long. The record is from the annotation of a GenBank genome assembly. Lineage: Eukaryota; Metazoa; Platyhelminthes; Trematoda; Strigeidida; Schistosomatidae.